Molecule: messenger RNA, 1202 nt
Organism: Tupaia belangeri chinensis (Chinese tree shrew)
Lineage: Eukaryota; Metazoa; Chordata; Mammalia; Scandentia; Tupaiidae
Gene: RIPPLY3
Product: ripply transcriptional repressor 3
Exons: 4
Coding region: 51-605 (184 amino acids)
Biological process (GO): embryonic pattern specification; negative regulation of transcription by RNA polymerase II
Cellular component (GO): nucleus
Source: RefSeq, a predicted model, not a curated record
CGCCGGGGAGUCGCGGUCGCCGCGGGAGGGGCGUGGGCUCCGUCAGCACCAUGAGACCCGAGGGCGCCGCUGGAGCCCGGGUGCAGGGACGCGUCUGUCACUGCUCAGGGGAUGGUCUCCAGGGGCCACCGCCACUGCGCGGGCCGGAGAGACCCACACCGUGGAGACCAUGGAUCCUGACCCCUGGAGGUGCUGAGUUGACCAGAACUGGAAGCCGGUAUGACCCUGGGGGUGACCAACACACUUUUGGAUCAAAGGGAGCUUUCGGGUUUCAGCAUCCUGUGAGACUUUAUUUACCCAUUUCAAAGCGUCAAGAAUAUCUGCAGAGUUCUGGGGAAAAGGUGCUGGCUAGUUUUCCAGUGCAAGCCACAAUUCACUUCUACAACGAUGAGUCUGACUCAGAUGAGGAAGAGCAAGAAGAAACCCAGCCCUUCUACCUUCAGCGCCAGGAGACAGAAGAUCCAGUGGCAGGUGGCCCAGGGGCAACGGGCAGAUACCAGCCCAUAGAGCCAGGAUGGCCAGGAGGAAGGAGUGGCCUCCACAGUAGGAGCAAGCUCCCCCACAGUGACUCUCCAGGGGGCAGUGAGCUCUCCUCCCCCAAGUGAACUGACCGUCCCACCUCAGCACUCAGCACCUCCUGGGCUCAGCUCUGGACACCUCCAUGAGCUGGGACAGCAGGUCAUGACUCUGUGUCCUCUGCUGCAUUUACAGGGGCUGGGCUGCUUUGGCCACCUGCAGCUGGCACUCCUCUCUUGGCAGAAACUCAGCUUUUACUUUUCUUUCUCCUGGUAAUUCCUUUACAGUUCACUCAUGCAUACCUGAGAAAGGAUUCUUGGAUAAAGAAGGUUUGUGUCAACAUGGGUUGCUACCAGGGAGGGCCAGCCUACAGAGCUGGCUUAGCAUUGUCACUCUGCUGAUCAGAUUACAGAUCAUUCCUGGGCAGGUUACUAACCAAUCCUCACCUCUCACUUAACUUGGGACUCAUCAUUUAGCUUUUAUAAACAUGAUUUAAUAAUAAAUCCCAAUUUCAAUGCAUGUCCAAGGGUUGCUGUGGUAGCUUAGUUGCAUUCUGAAGAAAAUUAUGUAUGAAAAAAACAAAACAUUGAAUAAUUUCCAUAAGAACAACAAAUAAGAUACAGAUUUCUAAGGGGUAAUUCUGGAUAAAUAUGCAUAUGAUAAUUGUAUAAGAGCUGCGUAGAUGA